Molecule: messenger RNA, 2559 nt
Organism: Oryzias melastigma (Indian medaka)
Lineage: Eukaryota; Metazoa; Chordata; Actinopteri; Beloniformes; Adrianichthyidae
Gene: hsd17b4
Product: hydroxysteroid (17-beta) dehydrogenase 4
Exons: 25
Coding region: 119-2332 (737 amino acids)
Molecular function (GO): oxidoreductase activity
Source: RefSeq, a predicted model, not a curated record
CGACCCCUUUGUAAACACGGAAGUGGAAUCUGCAAGAGUUCACCUCUGCUGACUCAGACGGUGCAGCCUCUGAAUUGGUGUUGCCUUCAAACCCACAUUGAUUUAGCAACUUAGAGAAAUGUCUCUGUCAUUUAACGGACGAGUCGUGCUUGUCACCGGAGCUGGAGGAGGACUUGGCAGAGAAUAUGCUUUGGCUUUUGCUGCAAGAGGAGCCUCAGUAGUCGUGAAUGACCUUGGGGCGGACACAAAAGGCGGCGGGAAAAGUUCUGCAGCGGCUGAUAAGGUGGUGGAGGAGAUAAGAGCAAAAGGAGGCAAAGCUGUUGCAAACUAUGAUUCUGUUGAAGAUGGGGAGAAGCUGAUUCAGUCGGCCCUGGAUGCAUUUGGAAGAAUAGAUAUUGUUGUGAACAAUGCAGGAAUACUUCGUGAUCGAUCAUUUGUUAGGACCAGUGAUUUGGACUGGGACCUCAUUCAGAGAGUUCACUUAAGAGGAUCUUUCUUGGUUUCCCGAGCCGCCUGGAACCACAUGAAAAAUCAAAAUUUUGGCCGAAUCAUCAUGACGGCCUCAGCUGCAGGCAUCUACGGUAACUUUGGCCAGGCAAACUACAGCGCUGCCAAGCUGGGCAUGCUGGGGCUGGCUAACACCUUAGCUAUUGAGGGACGCAAGUACAACAUCCACUGCAACACCAUUGCUCCCAUCGCAGGCUCCCGCCUCACUGAGACUGUCAUGCCGCCAGAUCUUGUGGCCUCCCUGAAGCCGGAGUACGUUGCUCCUUUGGUCCUCUGGCUCUGUCAUGAACAGUGCCAAGAAAAUGGAGGUCUGUUUGAGGUUGGUGCAGGCUGGAUUGGUAAAUUGCGCUGGGAACGUUCACAGGGUCGCAUUUUGAGACAAAAAAGUAAACCCAUGACUCCCGAGGCUGUGAGGGACCAGUGGGAUGAAAUUUGUGAUUUCACAAACGCCACCAAGCCCACCACCAUUCAAGAGUCCCUGGCAUCAUUUGUGAACGUGUUGUCUCAAGUGGAGUCAGGAGGAGAAGUUGGUGCGAACCCAGCGGCAGCUUCAGCCUCGGCGGCGUCAGACGCAGGGAUUAAUCCUACUCUGGCUGUUGGACAGAAACUCCCCUCAUCCUCCUUCAGCUACACUCACACUCAGUGCAUCCUGUACGCUCUGGGAGUGGGCAUGUCCACCAAAGACCCCGACCACCUUAGGUUCCUGUAUGAAGGGCAUCCUGACUUUAGCUGCCUCCCCACCUUCGGGGUCAUUCCGUCGCAGUCCUCCAUAAUGGAUGGCGGUCUGAGCUCAGUCCCUGGACUCGACAUCGACUUCACACGAGUUUUGCACGGAGAGCAGUACCUGGAGCUUUACAGACCUCUGCCAACAUCAGGAGAGCUGAUCUCUGAAGCCACUGUGGCAGAUGUGCUGGACAAAGGCUCUGGAGCUGUCAUUCUGUUGGAUGUGAACACCUACAGCGGGAAGGAGCUGGUGUGCUACAACCAGUUCUCUUUGUUUGUGGUCGGAGCUGGAGGCUUUGGGGUGAAGCGGAACUCGGACAAAGCUAAACCUCCUCUGCCUCCUCCUAAUCGUGCACCAGAUGCUGUGGUGAUUGAUUCAACCACCAGAGACCAAGCUGCCUUGUACCGUCUGAGCGGGGAUUGGAACCCUCUUCACAUAGACCCCAGCUUUGCUGCCAUGGGAGGUUUUAAGAAGCCCAUCCUGCACGGCUUGUGCUCCUUCGGCUUCGCUGGGAGACACGUUUUAAAGCGGUUUGCAGACAACGACCCCUCCAGAUUUAAGGCGAUCAAGGUCCGCUUUGCAAAGCCGGUCUCUCCCGGUCAGUCGCUGCAGACCGAGAUGUGGAAGGAGGGCAACAGAAUCCACAUCCAGUGUAAAGUGAAGGAAACCGGGGAUGUUGUUCUGGCCGGGGCUUACGUGGAUUUACACGGCACUUCAGGCGGUUCUCCUGAAACGCUCCCUCAGGGAGGAGGUCUCCAGAGCGAGCUGGUGUUCGCAGAGAUCGGCCGCCGCAUCAAAGACUUGGGCUCUGAGUUAGUCAAGAAGGUGAACGCCGUGUUCGGCUGGGAGAUCACAAAGGAUGGGAAGAAAGCCGCGCAGUGGACCAUUGAUCUGAAGAACGGCAGCGGCUCCCUUCACAAAGGCCCGUACAAAGAAAAGGCGGACGUGACCAUCACCAUAUCGGACGAGGACUUCAUGGAAGUGGUGAAGGGGAACCUGAUGCCUCAGAAGGCUUUUUUCUCUGGGAAGCUAAAAAUGAGGGGGGACAUCAUGCUGAGUCAGAAGCUGGAGGUCAUCCUGAAGGAUUACGCCAAACUUUGAGCUCCUCGUCAAAACAGAUGUUCUCAAGAAAUAACCACACUUUUAAUUGGUGUCUGCAUUUCUGUCAGGUUAACCUGAUCCACUAAAACCAGUUUUCUAAUCAGUUUAUUAAGAACUUGUGCAAAUUAUGAAAACAUGUUUUAACCUUUAAUGUGCAGCUAGAAUGGAAAUAACAUUUGCUAUUAAAUAAAGUCAUUUAUUUAGAAUAAAAGUUGCCGUUUCUUAAA